Jatropha curcas is the source of this 3873-nucleotide messenger RNA. Its product is annotated as disease resistance protein RML1B. NCBI's taxonomy places the organism in Eukaryota, Viridiplantae, Streptophyta, Magnoliopsida, Malpighiales, Euphorbiaceae. The record is from RefSeq and is a predicted model, not a curated record. Gene Ontology annotation, biological process: signal transduction; defense response. Gene Ontology annotation, molecular function: ADP binding; protein binding.
UUCAUGGUCAGUCAAGAACACCACUGGCCUGCUUGCCAUUGCCAUGGCUUCCAUGAGCGCUCGAGUGGUCUCUCCCUCUUCUUUACUUCCUUACAGUUCCACCUCUGACUGGAAAUACCCUGUUUUCUUGAGCUUUACAAAUACUGAACAGAACCAAACCAAUUUUGUUACUUCCCUUUGUAGAGAGUUGAGCCUAAAAGGCAUAAGCUCAAUCAAAGAUGAAGGCAGAUCACUUGAAAAAGAACAAACUUGUGAAGCAUUUGAAGAAUCGAGAUUUUUAAUAGUUGUUCUUUCAGAAAAGUAUGUUUCUUCAGUUAGGUGCUUGGAUUUACUUGCCAAAGUCAUGGAUUUCUGUGGAAGAAUGGGAAAAUUUGUUAUACCCAUUUUCUAUAACGUGGAUCCGUGUGAUUUGAGGAAUCAGACAGGCAGAGUUGCAGAAGCUUUUAUAAAGCAUGAAGAAAAUUUCAGGGAGGACGUGGAGAAGGUGAAAGGGUGGAAAGAUGCUUUGACAAAAGUGGCCUCAAUUUGUGGCUGGGAUAUUUCUCAAUGGGAGGAAGCAAUCUUAAUAGACAAAAUUGUAAGAGAUAUUUCAGACAAAAUAGUUUAUAAAUCAUCAAGUGAUACUAGUGACCUUGUUGGAAUGGGUAGCCAUAUUAAGGAAAUGGAAAAGAAAUUAUGUCUCGAUUCAAAUGCAGUCCUCAUGGUAGGAAUCUGGGGUAUGGGUGGCAUAGGUAAGACAACAAUUGCCAAGAUCAUUUACGGUAUGCUGUCUACCCAUUUUGAAGUUCAUUGUUUUCUUGCAAAUGUUAAGAAGAAUUUUGAAAAAUAUGGUGCUGCUGCAUUACUACAGCAACUUUUUUCCACAGUCUUAAUGGAUGAAAUAAACUUAAAUGGAAGGACCUUCAAUGCCAGUUUUAAUUUCAUCAAGAGAAGGCUCCGUCUCAAAAAGGUUCUUCUUGUUCUUGAUGAUGUGGAUGAUUGGAAACAGUUGGAAAGUUUAGCCAAAGAACCUAAUUGGUUUGGUCAAGGAAGUAGGAUCAUCAUAACCACUCGUGAUAAGCACUUGCUAGAUGCACAUGGAGUGCAGAGUAUAUAUGAAGUUCAUUAUCUAAAGACUGAUCAAGCCCUUCAGCUCUUAAGUCAGUAUGCGUUCAAACAAAACAAUCCCAAGUUAGAGUAUCUGGAGCUGUCCAAACAGUUUACAUCUUAUGCUAAAGGACUUCCUUUGGCACUUAGGGUUUUAGGUUCAUUUCUCAAUGAUAAAAGUGUACUUGAGUGGCAAAGUGUACAACAUAAACUUGCAAUGAUUCCUGACUUAAAAAUUCAUGAUGUGUUAAGGGUAAGCUUUGAUGGACUAGAUGAUGAUACACAGAAAGAUGUAUUUCUAGAUAUUGCAUGUUUUUUCAAUGGGAAGAAAAAAGAAUUUGUGAGUGAGAUUUUAGAAGCUUGUGGCUUCUUCCCAGACAUAGCAUUUGCAGUUCUUAAGGAUCGGGCUCUGAUAACCAUUUCAGAUAAUGAGUUGUCUAUGCAUGAAUUGUUGCAAGAAAUGGGUCAAGAAAUUGUACGAGAAGAAUCCAGAGAAGAGCCUGGAAAACGUAGUAGGUUGUGGAUUACUGAUGAUGUUUACCAAGUAUUGACAAAAAACAUGGGGACUGAAAUAGUUGAAGGCAUGUUUCUGGACACAUCUAAAAUAAGAGAGAUGCAUUUGAAUUCUGAAGCUUUUGUAAAGAUGUAUAAUCUUAGAUUGCUCAAAUUCUAUAAUGCCGGCUCUAAGAGCAUGAGUGUGGUGCACUUACCUGAUCAAGGUCUCCAUUCUUUUUCCAAUAAGCUAAGACUCUUCCAUUGGGAAGGUUACCCGUCAAAAUCACUUCCAUCAAGCUUUCAUGCUGAAAACCUUGUGGAACUUUACUUGGUUGGCAGCAAUGUUGAACAACUCUGGACUGGAGUCCAGUGUCUUGUGAAUUUAAAAAGGAUUGAUCUAAGUUACUCCAAGUAUUUGACUACAAUUCCAGACCUCUCAAAGGCUCAAAAUCUUGAGAGAUUGGAGCUUGGAACUUGCCGAAAUUUGGUUCAAGUAUCCCCAUCUGUUCAAUAUCUUAACAAGCUUAUCUGCUUGGAUCUAAGUAACUGCAAACGUCUGCAUUGUCUCUGGGACGUGAUUAAUUUGAAAUCUCUCAAAGUUCUUGUUCUCACUAGUUGCUCAAAUCUUACCAAAUCGCCUGAGCUAUCAGGAGACAUUCGAUUUCUUGGUUUAAGUGAUACUGCAAUAGAAGAACUCCCCCAGUCAAUUGGAUCUCUUUGUAGCCUAGCUAGUUUAUACCUGAGAAACUGCACAAGGCUAAAAAAACUUCCAAGCAGCAUUACUAGCUUGACAUCUCUUACUGAAUUUUAUCUCUCUGGAUGCUUAAAUAUCUCAAAAUUUCCAGAAAUCCCUGAAAAUGUGCAAUGUUUGGAUUUAAGUGGUACUGCAAUUGAAGAAGUACCCUCAUCAAUUUGCUCCCUCUCAAGACUUUUGGCAUUAGAUCUGUCAAACUGUAAAAAGCUUAGAACUUUCUCAAGUAGCAUUUGCAAAUUGGAAUGCCUUAGAAGGCUUCAUCUCUCCGGCUGCUCAGAACUUGAGAAUUUCCAUAACUUGAAAUCUCUCCCGUGUCUACUGCUACUUGAUUUAAGCAACUGUUAUCUAUCAGAAUUCCCUAGGAACCUGAGUGAUUUAUCCUCAUUGGAAGAUUUAGAUUUGAGCAAGAACAAUUUUGAGAAAGUACCUACAAGCAUCAAACAUCUAUCAAAACUGAAAUUGUUGAAUGUAAGCCACUGUCAGAAACUUAAAUAUUUUCUAGAGAUUCCACCACAUUUGAAUGUCCUAAAGGCAUGUAACUGCACAUCAUUAGAAACUGUGCCAUGCAUGAAAAGUCCAUUGGAUCGAACUGUUGCGUCCUGGGAUUUCGCUAAUUGCUUCAAAUUAUCCCAAAAGGAAACCAACAAAAUAGUAGAAGAUGCUCAAAGGAGCUUUCUAUGUAUGGCAGCUGCUUCAAACCAAGUCAACGGCAACAAGCGUGAUCAUAGUCAGUUUCGUAUUCCAGGAAGUGAAAUUCCAGAAUGGUUCUGCUAUAAAGAUUUUGGAUCUUCAUUAACAUUUCUGUUGUCCUCAAAUAGACAUCAGAUGAUGGGAAUUGCUUUUUGUGUUGUUGUUAGCUGUGAAAUUCCCACGCCAGUCAGGAAUGUUAGUUGUAAGUGCCAUUUUAAAGCUACCAAGGGUGAAUGUGAUGAUCUCAUUUUCAUCUCUCAUUAUUGGUCUAGCGAUGAGAAAGGCAUGGCCCUUUAUUCAGAUAAUACUUUCUUAUGGUCAGUCAUAAGUGAAAAUUGUUUUAAUGAAUAUUAUGAAGCUUCAUUUGAAUUUUCGGCUUCAGACGAUUCGAGGAAGCUUGUGGCCAUGAGGAAAUGUGGCGUCCAGCUAGUCUAUGGAGAAGAAACCAGUGUAAGUAGUCUGCUUGAUGCUGCUGAUAACAAUUUUUGUGUCAUCAGUUCAGAUUCUGGAGAAUCAAUAAUGAGAGAAGAUACUAGUACUGUUAUUAAGAGAGGCAGCAGCAAGAUUUCUGGUCUGGAAGAAGUGGAGCCUAAGCAUAAGAGAAUUAAAAAAUGUUCUGCAUAAAUAGUCCAUUUCUUUGUAUUUUUCAUUUCUAUAUUGGUAUAUUAAUUUAAGAAAGCAACAUAAGAAUAUGUAAAAUAUAAAUUUCUAAAUUUGUAAAUUUUUGGCACAAAACAGAAGCGACAAUAAAUUAGGUAAGGUGAAAGUAAGCAAAGAAUUAUAGUUGUUUAAGUUUUAACUUUUCUAAAAUAAAUAUAUGUAAUAAUGAGGCAUUUGAAAUUUUUUUA